Perca flavescens (yellow perch) is the source of this 1470-nucleotide messenger RNA. RefSeq names its product visinin-like 1a (gene vsnl1a). The transcript is spliced from 5 exons. The record is from RefSeq and is a predicted model, not a curated record. The coding region runs from base 684 to 1259 and encodes 191 amino acids. Gene Ontology annotation, molecular function: calcium ion binding. NCBI's taxonomy places the organism in Eukaryota, Metazoa, Chordata, Actinopteri, Perciformes, Percidae.
CUGGCUGCUCUUACAGAAAGGCUUGCAUUUGCUUUAUUGAAGUAGCUAGCUAGCUAACGUUAACAUUAUACAUUUUUCACAACUCAAGCCAGCACCUCGAUACUUAGCUAGGUUACAUGUUAAAUAUAAUGAUUUUGUAUUUGAAAUGUAACGUUAGCUGUUAGCUAGCUUAGUGAAAUAUAUUCUAACCGUAUAACUGAAAAAUAUAGCACGAGCAAACCUUUCACACUCUUUAAAUUAAAUCUUACUUUCUGACAUUGAUUUGCUGACAUGUUAAGGCAACGUUAGCUAGCUAGUAAUGUAUUUUACUUAUUUAACCAGUUAUUAGCUAGUUAUUCCCAAGUUACUCACCUUCGAAAAUUUGUUUAGCGUUAAGCCCAAGUAAUUGGGUUUGUUGGCUAGCUAAUGGUACUUUACUAUACUGUGUUCCUGUUAUCCUGUAUGUGGCGCCAAACUAACGUUACUGCUGCUGAACGAAGCUCUCUCACGCUAGCCUAUGGCGCUAGCCAACAUGUAGCUAACUUGUGUGGAUUUGCGUCUCAGCUUUAACACAUUAGAGAAACACGUAGUUUGUCGUGUUUCUACUUUCUAGUGCUGGGAGGCACAGUAAGGACAAGGUUUUUGGACCACUCCAGACAUCAGACCGGACUUCUCCCGUUGACACCGCACUCUCGCAAGGCAAAAUGGGGAAACAGAACAGCAAGCUGACCCCUGAAGUGAUGGAGGAUCUGGUGAAGAACACAGAGUUUAACGAGCAUGAGCUGAAGCAGUGGUACAAGGGUUUCCUGAAGGACUGUCCCACGGGCCGCCUCAACCUGGAGGAGUUCCAGCAGCUGUAUGUCAAGUUCUUCCCGUACGGCGACGCAUCCAAGUUUGCCCAGCACGCCUUCAGGACCUUCGACAAGAACAGCGAUGGCACCAUUGACUUCAGAGAGUUCAUCUGCGCGCUGUCCAUCACGUCACGAGGCAGCUUCGAGCAGAAGCUCAACUGGGCCUUCAACAUGUACGACCUGGACGGAGACGGCAAGAUCACACGGGUGGAGAUGCUGGAGAUCAUCGAGGCGAUCUACAAGAUGGUGGGAACGGUGAUCAUGAUGAAAAUGAACGAGGACGGCCUGACGCCCGAGCAGAGGGUGGACAAGAUCUUCUCCAAGAUGGACAAGAACAACGACGACCAGAUCUCGCUGGACGAGUUCAAAGAGGCGGCCAAGAGCGACCCGUCCAUCGUACUACUGCUGCAGUGUGAUCUCCAGAAAUAGGCUCGGCCAGCCGCCACGGACUGCACACAAAGAAUUUCAUGUUCCAUUCAGUUUGCAGCUAUUUCCACUGAAAAAAUACAUAUAUAUAUAUAUGCUUGGGACUACCUUUCAAUGGAUCUGCUUCUUGUGUUUGAAACACUCGUGUGCAUGAGAAUGUUAUUUGCUAUAAAAAAAAGAUCUAUACACAUACAUACACACCGUAUACUGUAUG